AGCUUCCAGCCGAAGCCGUGCUGAGGCUCUCCUCAAGACGGCAGCCCGACCCGUUGGACCGACAUGUUCGGUGUGAUUGAAGCCUUCACCGUCAUUGGGACCAUUUCAGCAUUGGUAUCUGCCUACAAGCAGGCAGGUGGACGCUUUCGACUUUGGAAAUCAAAAAAGCAAAAGACCAAGAUCGGAGAACAAGAGGUGCCUCUCGAAAAUUCCCUUCAACAGGUCCCUCACCGUUUUCAGCGUCGAUACGACAAAGGCUGCUCCUGUCUUGGGCCUGCUUUUGCCAAAGGAGACGGUAUUGCAAAGGAGUCCCUGUACAAGACCUUGCUCAAAUUCAACAAGACACUGCUCGAGUGCUUGAGGUUGGCCAUCUCCAGUAAUGGUGAGCCAGACCUCGCUCACCUCUUGCGCAUUUCCGAAACGACUGGCCAGUAUACCAAUUCUGUUCUCCGAGACCUUUAUCAGCGAGUCUCACAGGCAAAGGAGAUCCCUCGCAGCCCUCCACUGCACGGAAGUUCUCAGAAGAACUUCUUGAGUGAACAUUCUCGGCGAAAUAUUCGAAAUGUCUUCCCGAACGCAGCCGAACUUCCAGCCGACUCACCCCAGCAACUGCCGUCACCGGCAGGACAAGAAAUGUAUGAUAAGUUCUGGAAGGGCCGGGAUGACGGUGGCUUUCAGAUGGAAUCGAGAACCUCACCUGGUCCGCUUCCUGGCACGUCGCGGAGGGUUUCCAGGCCGUCUUCUUGCGUGUCUUCCACAAGCCAGCAUGUACUCGAGGCGAACCUUGAUCGGUUGAUCCAGCAUUCACGUGAAAAUGCACCCUCGACAUUUGCAAGCUCGAGUGCACUUAGACAUAGCUCCGUCAGCCUGUCGACCAGCGCCAGCAUCGUUCAACUUAACAGAGAGUCUCUUUCAAGAUGGAAGAGCAUCUAAAGGGUAUGCUUUCAAAGGAAGACUUUGCUCGUUUUCCAACGCUCAGCUUUGUCGCACACAUAUUCGCGUUGCGCGUGAGGAAAACAGUUGAGGCGCCUCGUCCUGUCCAUCUGGGCCUAAGCAAGGCCUAAUGGCCAGCUCCGGGAGACAUCUGUUGUUAUCUUAUCACACCCUGUAAUGCCCGAGGUUGUCGAAAGUCGGAUUACAACUCCCUUUAGACGGCAAGCAUCAUUAUUCCGGAGGCAAGUAAUGGCGGGUAUUGCUCUCACAAGACUUCCCCGACACAUCACAGCGAUUCUCGGCCCUGGAUCUGUCGACACUCGCAUCUCGGAAACGAGGGGUCAUUAGGCUUAUCAAUGAGUUCCGAGCUCGACCAACAGCCCAUCUCCGCAUUUCACAGGACUUGAUUGGUAGAGGUCCAAGAGACGGUAGAAUCGACCCUUAUGCUGGCAGAGGGAAAGUG
Messenger RNA from Exophiala xenobiotica, 1396 nucleotides. RefSeq lists its product as uncharacterized. The record is from RefSeq and is a predicted model, not a curated record. Bases 64 to 933 code for a protein of 289 amino acids. The transcript has 2 exons. NCBI's taxonomy places the organism in Eukaryota, Fungi, Ascomycota, Eurotiomycetes, Chaetothyriales, Herpotrichiellaceae.